GCUAGGCCGCGGGGGCGGAGGGGGCGGCGGCGGGCCCCCUUCCUCCUCCUUCUCCGCCGCCGCCGCUUCCUCCGCCUCCACCGCCGCCGAAGAGGACGACGACGACAUGGAGGAGCUCGUGGUCGAGGUGCGCGGCUCCAACGGGGCCUUCUACAAGGCAUUUGUGAAGGAUGUUCAUGAGGAUUCCAUAACUGUUGCAUUUGAGAAUAACUGGCAGCCAGAGAGACAGAUUCCAUUCCACGAUGUCAGGUUUCCUCCACCUACGGGGUACAAUAAAGAUAUAAAUGAAAGUGAUGAAGUGGAGGUUUAUUCCAGGGCUAAUGAAAAGGAACCAUGUUGCUGGUGGCUGGCUAAAGUGAGAAUGAUAAAGGGUGAGUUUUAUGUAAUAGAAUAUGCAGCUUGUGAUGCUACCUACAAUGAAAUUGUCACAAUUGAGCGCUUAAGAUCUGUGAAUCCCAACAAACCUGCAACAAAGGAUACGUUUCAUAAAAUCAAACUUGACGUGCCAGAAGAUCUCCGGCAAAUGUGUGCGAAAGAAUCUGCUCACAAGGACUUUAAAAAGGCAGUUGGAGCAUUUUCGGUAGUGUACGAUCCUGACGCCCAUCAGCUUAUCAUUUUGUCUAUCAAUGAAGUAACAACAAAGCGCGCAAAUAUGCUCAUUGAUAUGCACUUUCGGAGUCUUCGCACAAAAUUAUCAUUGAUAAUGAGAAAUGAAGAAGCCAGCAAACAGCUAGAGAGCUCAAGGCAACUUGCUUCGCGAUUUCAUGAACAGUUUAUUGUACGUGAAGACUUAAUGGGUCUGGCCAUUGGCACUCAUGGUGCUAAUAUUCAGCAAGCCAGGAAAGUACCAGGUGUGACGGCUAUUGAUCUUGAUGAAGACACUUGUACAUUCCAUAUUUAUGGGGAGGAUCAAGAUGCAGUGAAGAAGGCAAGAAGUUACCUUGAGUUUGCUGAAGAUGUCAUCCAGGUUCCAAGAAGCUUAGUAGGAAAAGUUAUAGGAAAAAAUGGGAAACUCAUCCAGGAGAUUGUGGAUAAAUCCGGUGUUGUACGGGUUAGAAUUGAAGCUGAGAAUGAUAAAAAUAUUCCACAAGAAGAGGCGUUAGUUGUGUCAUCAACUGUAGCAGGGAGAAAGCAAAAACCUGAACUCAAAAUGUGGCAGGGGAUGGUUCCUUUUGUAUUUGUUGGAACCAAGGACAGUAUCACAAACGCAACCGUCCUUUUGGACUACCAUCUCAAUUAUUUAAAGGAAGUGGAUCAACUGCGUUUGGAAAGACUGCAAAUUGAUGAACAGCUUCGGCAGAUUGGAGCCACGUCUCGACCUCCGCCCAAUCGCACGGAUAAAGAAAAGGGCUACAUGUCGACUGAUGACGGCCCAGGGCUUGGGCGAGGGAGCCGGCCCUACAGAAACAGGGGCCACAGCAGGCGCGGUCCAGGCUAUGCUUCAGGAACUAACUCUGAAGCAUCAAAUGCUUCUGAAACAGAGUCUGACCACCGAGACGAACUUAGCGACUGGUCGUUAGCCCCAGCAGAAGAAGAACGGGACAACUACCUUCGCCGAGGAGAUGGCCGGAGACGUGGCGGAGGGGCGCGUGGCCAAGGCGGCCGAGGCCGAGGGGGCUUCAAAGGAAAUGAUGAACAGUCAAGGACAGAUAAUCGUCAACGUAAUACAAGAGAUACUAAAGGGAGAACAACAGAUGGAUCGCUUCAGAUCAGAGUUGACUACAAUAAUGAAAGAAGUGUCCACACUAAAACAUUGCAGAAUACCUCCAGCGAAGGUAGCCGGCUGCGCACGGGUAAAGACCGCAACCAGAAGAAAGAGAAGUCGGACGGCGGGGACGGCCAGCAACCGUUGGUGAAUGGAGUACCCUAACUGCAUAGUUUUGAGAAGUCCUAUUUCCUAAACUGUUUCAGUAAAUCUUAUUCCACAUUAGAGAAACUUGUUAGGCCAAAGACAAAAAGAGUAGGCGAGAUGGCGCAGGGCAUGAAAUGAAUAUUAAAAAAAAGUUCUGUUAGCCUUUUUUAACAUCAGCAGUAUGCAGUUUUUUUCAAAAAAAAUAAGACGUUAUACUUGCAUUAAAAAAAAUCUUGAACUUCUGAAAGAUUGCUUUUCGAGUACAUAUUGCACUUCAAAACAAUGAGAGAAUCCUUUUGUUUUAAGAGUACUGAACUGUGCAUUUGGUAUUUCUGUUCAGUUGUACCAUUUUAACGCAUCUGGUCAAAAUCACUGCUAAAUUUCAAUUUUCAGAAUAAAUAGUGUUUGCGGUAAUCAAA
Molecule: messenger RNA, 2271 nt
Organism: Anolis sagrei ordinatus
Lineage: Eukaryota; Metazoa; Chordata; Lepidosauria; Squamata; Anolidae
Gene: FMR1
Product: fragile X messenger ribonucleoprotein 1
Biological process (GO): positive regulation of translation; regulation of alternative mRNA splicing, via spliceosome; positive regulation of protein phosphorylation
Cellular component (GO): dendritic spine neck; growth cone; neuronal cell body
Molecular function (GO): mRNA 3'-UTR binding; protein homodimerization activity; translation regulator activity
Source: RefSeq, a predicted model, not a curated record